UACUCCCGGCCUUGAGUCUGACGGAUACCCCGCCUUCACAAGCCAGUCCACCGCAGAGCGACACCGAUGGACUCAUCGUCACGAUUAGAUAGAUCAAGCUCAGUCUCUUCGACGUCCUCGUCAACAUCGCGUAACGGCUCCGAACCCUUUGCUUACCAGACCCGCAUCCUUGAACGCACCUCGUCUCUCACGCGUACACAAGGGACCUUGCCCAAGAAUGGUGUUCUUGCUCCGACAAACUCUGGUAGCAGACGCUGGACGCCGUCGCACCGAUACGGCUCGAGCGUCGAGUCCGUACGCGGGAAGUGGGAGGAGCGUGCGCGCGCCGAAGCCGCGGUCAAUAGCCCGAGCCCUUCACGUAGUAGCUUCAGCACGGAAGAACCACAGUCAACGGCACCGUCUUCGCCUCUCAGUAGUGAGCAGGUGCAUGAAGGCCGCCCGUCUCCGUCCCGUUCGUCGAGCUCGACGGUCGGAUUCAGUUCGAAUAGUACCGAACCCAUGACUCCGCCCUCCCUCACGAAACGACAUACAAUGCCCGAACCAAUCGUCGCGUCACCUUUAUCCCCUAAUACCACGGGAAUCAGUGUCGUCUCCCCCGAACCCCUUUCAUUCUCGUCUUCAUCAACCACACCUACCAAUCGCAUACGGUUUCCUAUGUCCAGCCCAUCCGUCGCGUCUAGACGGCAGAAGUUCGAUUCUAAUGUGGAUUCAGGGUCCAACGGUGACGUCUUUAGUGGUGGCAACGCCUCAAGCAUACGAUCCCGUCGGUCUGUAGAUUUCGAUUCGAUUAUGAAGGAGUCGCGAGUUGCUGCAUUGUCCGAUGCUGUGGACUCACUUCCUUCCUCAACCGAAAACAGUCCGAGACGAAUACGUCCAAAUUCUAUGUUUGGCUCGUCGCCGUUAUCGUCAUAUCCGAAGCAGGAUCUAGUUGCUUCAUCGUCAUUGGACAGACCUAUCCGUGCUCCAAUUCCGGACAGCUUUCGUGCUCCUUCACCGGAUAAGUCUACAAGGUUGGCCUCCUCGACACCGCCUUCUCCGGAUAAGUCUAGCCGCCACGAUCUCCUUGAAAAACGCAGAGCGAAUCUCUUUUCUGCAUCCAGGCAAGAUGCACCUUUCACUCCUUCAUCCCCAGACAAGACAACUAGGUCGAACCCAAUAACUCUACCAAGAAGGAAUUCUGUGAAGGACUCUCCUUUUCUUCGCCCUUCUUCUCCUGCCUCCGAUGGUGUUGCUUCAACUUCCAAGCCAACGGCUCAGCCGUACCGUCCACCACCUCCGUCACCUUCAUCCUUUGCAAAUACGUCUUCUGUCAUGUCACCAACUCCCUAUCGUAGCUCUUAUAUGUCUAACAAGAAGGCAGGUAUGUAUGGUGAUAGUCUAUCUGUUGGGCGAAGGCUCGGGCGUCAUUUACCGCGCAUUGCAAGCGGAGACGCAUACGACGAGCCGGAGCCGGGGCCUCAAACGCAACCUUCAGUGCAGCUAGAAAAGCAGCUGCCAGCAACUCCAGAGAAACCUCUUCCUGUGAUGACUCCAGCGAAGUCGCCAGAGCCGAAUGCACAGCUAAGCAGGCUGGAACGGCGGGAGAAGCGGUUGCGGGAAUGGCAACUAGAAAUGGACAGCAAGCCUAUUACUCCAAAGAAGCCAGUAACAUAUAGUCCAGAGCGCGACUCUUUCGCGAUCCCGCAUGUAUCUGAUGCUAUACCUCCAUCGCCUGACGACGUUGCAGGAAUACCAGGACGGAAACGUCUUUCGCGUGAUGUUCUAGCUCCUUCUCAAACUCCCUAUGGUGCCCCAAUGCCAAUGCCGUCCUCGCGUCUUGGGAUGCGUGGUGGGCUAUGGGCUGACCAGCAGCGUCAUUUGAUCCGUGCUUAUGAAUACCUUUGCCAUGUCGGUGAAGCACAACAGUGGAUUGAAGGCUGCUUAGGCGAAGAACUUGGAUUUGGCGUGGUGGAAAUGGAAGAGAGCCUUCGAAAUGGUGUUGUUCUCGCAAGACUUGCACGAGCUUUCCUGGGCGAGGGGGUUGUGAGGAGGAUUUUUGAAGCUCCCAAAUUAGAUUAUCGGCAGACGGACAAUAUCAAUCAUUUCUUCCACUUCAUUCGUUCCGUCGGCCUGCCAGAGUGCUUUAUUUUCGAAACAACUGAUCUUUACAAUAAGAAGAAUAUUCCGAAAGUCAUUUAUUGCAUACAUGCUCUCAGCCAUCUCCUUGCUCGACGCGGUUUAGCAGAGCGUAUAGGCAAUCUCGUCGGCCAAUUGCAGUUCUCUGACGACCAGCUUCAACGAACCGAGAAGGGUCUGAAGGACGCAGGUGUACCCAUGCCGAAUUUUGGUGAAAUUGGUAGGGAACUUGCUAAGGAAAUCAACGAGGAACCUGAAGAAGAGGUUGAAACUGAAGAAGAACGUCGUGAUCGAGAACUUCUGGAGAAUGAGGAAUCCAUUAUUGGCCUUCAGUCAGCCUUACGCGCUUUCCUUGUCCGGAAAAGUCAAGCGACGCAACUCGCUCGCCUUCGCCUUGCAGAACGGUACAUCGUCAAGUUUCAGGCGCGAUGCCGAGGUGUUGCGACUCGCCAACGUGUUCGUGACGCUCGCAAACGGCAAGCAAGCCUCGUUCCAUGGGUCUUAGCUUUGCAAGCAACUGCACGAGGUGUCAUUGCUCGUCGGGCCUGGAGGCAACGUCUGGCGAGGAUUCGGGCAGUGACUCGGUGUAUGAUAAAGGUGCAGGCUCAGUCACGCGGUGUACUACAGCGUCGUCGUUUCGCUCGACUGAAGGCGGCUCUUGUAAAAAGCAAGGUGUCUGUGCUGAGGCUACAGGCUGCCGCCCGUGCUAAGCUUGCCAAGAAGAGUCAUCAGCAGAUACAGAAGACACUUGGCCAGACGAAAACCAUGGAGAGUGUCGUCGGACUUCAGGCUGUUUGCCGUGCCGUGCUUGUUCGGCGUAAUUUAGCGAAGCAGGUGCGGGCAUUGAAGGGUGUGGAAAAGGAUGUCAUCCAGCUUCAAGCUCAUGUACGAGGCGUACUUGUGCGCAGAAGAGUCGGUGCGCAGUUGGCCAAGCUAGAUGACGCGACAGACGUAGUUGUCCGCAUCCAAGCUGCUGCUAGGAGUUACCUGGCUCGAAAGCGGCUCCUGAACCUAAUCCGUGGGCUUCGUCGCGCAACAUCGUCAAUUGUAUCGGUUCAGGCAUUUGCUCGUGCUGCUCUGAAGCGCAAAGAACACAAAGCUAUGAACAAAGCGCUGGGUGAAGUGAAGGUCAUUAAAGCAGUCGGUUCUUUGCAAGCUCUUGCACGAGCGGCUUUAGUCAGGAAGAAACAUCAAGAGCAAAAUAAAAAGCUUGAAUUUUGUCAACCGGACGUAAUCGGAUUUCAGGCUCUUGCUCGAGGUGCACUCCUCCGUCGAAAUUUCUUCGCUUGGAGGGAUCAUCUUCGGGCCAGUCAAUCUGAGGCUACACACCUCCAGGCGCUUUUCCGAGGUUUGCUUGUACGUAGAAGGUUCGUGGAAAAGAUGAAAUACUACCGUGACAAUCUGGAGAAGGUCAUUAAGAUCCAGUCUCUGUACCGGGCGAAGGAAACACGAGAGCAAUAUCGGCAGUUAACUCUGGGUCACAAUGUGAACGUUGGUACCAUCAAGAACUUCGUACACCUUCUUGACGACUCGGAAGCAGACUUCGAGGACGAAAUUGAAGUGGAACGCCUUCGCAAGCGUGUGGUCCAGAGCAUCCGAGCCAAUCAAGCACUCGAGACAGAGGUCUCCGAGCUCGACGUGAAGAUUGCUCUAGUCGUACAAAACGUGAAGAGCUUUGAAGAACUUAUCAAGGCUCGGAGACGUCACGACAGUAUUGGAGCCCAUGCGUCUCGUGCUAGUGUUCUCGCGGCCCAUGGCGAUCCAUUUGCAGGUGCUAGCUCGCUCGACCACGAGUCGAAACGGAAGUUAGAGCUUUAUCAGCAACUUUUCUACAUGUUGCAGACAAGGUGUGACUACCUCGGCAAGCUCUUCCAGCAACUCGCAAAGGCCGACAUAUCCGACAAGCAUAAAAAGCUUGUCGAGCGUGUCGUGCUCACACUCUUCGGAUAUGGUCAAGAUAGGCGAGAGGAGUACCUAUUACUCAAGCUCUUCCAGAACUCGAUGAAAAGUGAAGUUGCUAUGUCUCCUUCUGCUGAGUCUGCGAUACCGGAAAUUCCCAUGUUCCUUUCGAUCGGAUUGCAGUACAGCCGACCAAAACAGGUUACAUAUGUCAGAGACACUCUGCAGCCUUUGAUUUGGGCUGUUGUUGAUGGCGUAGUGAACGAUGAUAAGCUGGACCUUGAGACGGAUCCUUGCAUCAUUUACCGGUCCAGGAUCAACAUCGAAGAGAUGCGAUCUGGGAUGAAGAGUAACAAACCGAAGGAUGUGAAUUAUCGAGACGCGGUUAUGGACCCAGAGACUCGCAAGGUGUUCAUACACAACCUUCAGAAGCUUCAUGCUUUGUCCAGAGACUUCGUAAACGCGAUUAUCGGCUCCACCAAGAAGAUGCCUUAUUGUAUGCGCCAUCUCGCUCGUGAGGCUCUCGCAAGUUUGAAGGCUAAGUUCCCCAAUCAAACGGAUGAGCAGUAUGCUGUUCCACUGGCAAGGCUUCUGUUCUACCGCUAUAUUAAUCCUGCGAUAGUUGCUCCCGAGACAUUUGACAUUGUGCCAAAUACGAUCGACAUUGCAUCGCGAAAGAACUUGGCGCAGAUAUCGAAAAUGAUCAACCAGAUAGCGUCCGGGAAGGAAUUCGGGGAAGCAGAUCCCUGUCUUCACCCUCUCGACAAAUAUGUUGCGGAGGCCAUAAGACAGUUCCGAACAUGGGUGUUCGAAGUUGCGGAUGUCCAAGAUGCUGAGACCCAAUUUCACGCCAAUGAGUUCUUGGAUGUCGCAACUCAACCAAAACCUAUUUAUAUCUCCCCGAACGAGGUGUACUCGAUGCACACGAUGUUGUCUCAACAUCUUGACCGGCUGGCUCCGGCGAGGGAUGACCCUCUUCGAGGCAUUCUGACGGAAUUAGGUGGUGUGCCACAUCUGGGCAGCGAAGAGCUCACUGCUGCUCGUGAUGCGGCUAUCACCCUCGAACUCACCAACCGGUUUGCAAACGUUAAAGAUCCGCAUGCUGAGGAAAAGGCUCUUUGGGUCCAGGCGAAACGUGCCGUUCUCGCCAUUCUACGUGUACAGCCUGCUAGGGAUCUCGUCGAGUGUCUAAUGCAACCAGUGUCCGAGGAGCAUGAAAUGUUUUGGGAAGACAUUGUCGACCGCGAGCUUAUGAAUGACCAUUUACGGCAACGACAACGCCGUAUGCCGUCCACCACUGGAGCAGAAUCUGCAUAUCGAUUGGACGACAUCAGAUCGCUAACGUUCAAGGAGGUUAAGGCUCAUGCAAUCUACUUCUUACUGGAGUUAGAGAAACAGGGCAAGGUAACCCGAGAGGACGGCUAUCAAGGGAUCUUGAAUGCUAUUGCAGGCGAUGUGCGGAGCAAGCAUCGAAAGAGGCUACAGCGACAGCAAGAGCUAACAAGCAUGAACGAAGCUCUGCAGCAUCUUAAUGAACGCAAGAAGUACUACGAAGAACAAAUUAAGAGCUACAACAAUUAUGUUGAAGGAGCGAUGAACACCAUGCAGAAGGGUAAAAGUAAAAAGCGAUUUGUUAUGCCCUUUUCCAAGCAGUUCUUCCACCUACGAGAAUUGCAGCGAUCCGGGAAGUCCCCGCAGUUUGGCUCGUACAAAUAUAGCGCCCAGUAUCUCUACGAGAAAGGGAUCCUGCUUUCCAUCGACCAAUAUUCUCCUCGCCAAUUCGACCGGAUCGAUGUUAUUUUAUCCUCGAACAAAGCGGGAACUUUCGAUAUCGAAAUGAUCAAUUCGAAUAUUGGCCCCAUGGCAUCUACGGAAGUUCGAAUGGAGGAUCUCCUGCAGGCGCAGUUUGAAAAUCGUGUUUCUUUGCCUCUUUUUGAUGGUAUGGCGAAGUUUAAUCUCAACCUGUUGUUGUAUCAAAUCAACAAGAAAUUCUACGUCUAAAUACCUUGUUUUCGUUCCGCUCUAUUCGCUUCUCUUGAUUUUCCUGUUGUUGUUACCUCCACCCCCUGUUGUUUAUUCGAAUUGUUUGACUCGCUGACACUAUGACUGUAUGGAUAAACAUCUGACUCAUGUAUCUAUACCUGACGAUUCCUACGAAAUGACA
Molecule: messenger RNA, 6178 nt
Organism: Fomitiporia mediterranea MF3/22
Lineage: Eukaryota; Fungi; Basidiomycota; Agaricomycetes; Hymenochaetales; Hymenochaetaceae
Exons: 15
Coding region: 67-6015 (1982 amino acids)
Biological process (GO): mitotic actomyosin contractile ring assembly actin filament organization; regulation of actin cytoskeleton organization; regulation of GTPase activity
Cellular component (GO): cytoplasm; mitotic actomyosin contractile ring
Molecular function (GO): actin filament binding; calmodulin binding; GTPase activator activity
Source: RefSeq, a predicted model, not a curated record